ACGUACCUAUUACUCAACUAGGUAAUGUCAAUAGCGGCGACGGUACCUACAGCUACUCAUACCAAACUGGAAAUGGAAUUAAUGCUCAGGAACAAGGAGAUGCUCGCGGUGAUGGCACUCAGGCACAAGGUUCGUUCAGUUACACUGCCCCAGACGGCCAACAGGUCCAAAUCCAAUACACUGCCGACCAACAAGGAUUCGUGCCUCAAGGAUCCCACAUCCCAACUUCGCCCCCUAUUCCAGAAGAAAUCCAAAAAGCCAUCGAUCAAAACUUGGCCGACGAAGCUCGCGGCGUCGUCGAUGACGGACAAUAUAAACCUGGACCAGAUGAAGGCGGUCGUCCAGGCGGCGCCGGUGGCCGCCCAGGUGGAAUCGGCGGUGGUCCGGGAGGAAUUGGCGGCCGCCCAGGUGCUGGCGGUCCAGGUGGUAUCGGCGGUCGCCCUGGUGGUAUUGGUGGUGCUCCAGGCGGUAUUGGUGGUGCUGCAGGUGGUAUUGGCGGUCGGCCAGGUGGUGGUGGACCAGGUGGUAUCGGCGGUCGCCCUGGUGGUAUUGGUGGUGCUCCAGGCGGAAUUGGUGGUGCUCCAGGUGGUAUUGGCGGCCGUCCAGGUGGUGGUGGUCCAGGUGGUAUCGGCGGCGGUCCAGGUGGAGCUGGAGGUUUACCGCAGUACGGAGCCCCAGCUCCCUCUCCAUUCAGACCUGGUUUGGGCUCCGGAUUUGGCGGCCCUGGUGGUUACAGGUACUAAUGGGAUAUUGUUGCUUGCCAUAAACUAUAGGGAUGUAAUAUAUUAUUGUAAAUAGAUGUGUAUGUAAA
Messenger RNA from Anoplophora glabripennis (Asian longhorned beetle), 811 nucleotides. RefSeq lists its product as uncharacterized. Bases 25 to 798 code for a protein of 257 amino acids. The record is from RefSeq and is a predicted model, not a curated record. Lineage: Eukaryota; Metazoa; Arthropoda; Insecta; Coleoptera; Cerambycidae. The transcript is spliced from 2 exons.